Messenger RNA from Styela clava, 3220 nucleotides. NCBI's taxonomy places the organism in Eukaryota, Metazoa, Chordata, Ascidiacea, Stolidobranchia, Styelidae. The record is from RefSeq and is a predicted model, not a curated record.
UUAGGUUAUUUAAAUUGAAUUUUCGUAUACAUGUAUGCAAAAUUGGGGACCAUAUUCGUGAAAUCCAUAGAUCUACUUGGAAGUUGUAAAAGAAUGAUAUUCACGUUGGUGAAUAAUGCCGGAUACUCCAACAAAAGAAGACGUACAAACUUGUGAAGAAAAUGGACUUGACGAUAAAGAGAAAAUUGAGGUCAUUGCCGACGAUGACACGACGCCGAUAAAUGAAAAUAAUGAAGAGGCAGAAGAAGAGCCCCCAUCUUCUACUAGAUCUCAGCCCACAGAAGAAUCAGAGCAACCAGGAGAUUCACCAAAUACCAAUACAGCAAUCAUAAAAAGAAGAUAUAGGAAAAUUAAUAGACCUUUGUAUUAUAUCGGUGGAAACAAUGGAACACAAAUAGUUGAUGAAUUUCUCAGUUCUCUUGGAUGGGAAAGAAUAUCUGACAAAACAAGAGAUGAUUAUAGAUUAAAAUGGUGUGAGAUCAAAUCACACAAUAAUUACUACAGUUUUAGGGAAGGUGAUCAGCUGUGUUACCAGAUUCCCAAUAAUAAAGUAUUGACGACAAAAAUAGGACUUUUAACUUCUCUACAAGAGUAUGACAGGGUGAUGAAUAAAGUCAAAAAAGGGAGACCUAGAAUCAUGAAAUAUCAGGACUUCUUUCCUGAAACAUACAGAAUGGAUGUAAAAGAAGAGAGGGAUAUGUUUUAUGAACUUUAUAAAGAUGGUGAAAUUUGGAUUUCAAAGCCGACAGGAUUAAAUCAAGGCAAAGGAAUCUAUUUAAUAAGAGACCGAGAAGAUAUAUCAAAAUUCCAAGAGAAAAUGGCUGAUAUUGAAGAGGAGGUCCAAACAACAAGAAAACUACCUUUCAAAGUACCGAUGGCAAGAAUUGUCCAGAGAUACAUUACAAAUCCUCUACUUCUUGAUGGUAAAAAGUUCGAUGUUCGGAAUUACAUGCUUGUGUCAUCUACUCAACCAUUUGUGGUGUUUUAUUGUGAUGGAUAUUGCCGUCUUACUUGUUUACCUUAUGAUGAAAGAAGUACAGAUCUAACUGGUCAUCUUACUAAUCAGUUUAUGCAAAAAAAGAAUCCACUUUAUCAAGAAAUUAAAGAUGAAACUGUUUGGUCUAUGGAUAGAUUUAACGAAUACGUAAACAAGCAUCACAUGGACAAAAAUAAACUUCCGCAGGAUUGGGUUCAUACAGUAUUAAGGAAACGUUGUCAACAAAUCAUGCUUCAUUGUUUUCAAUCGGUUCGUCACAAGCUAGAAUGCAAGCUAGGAUUUUUUGAUAUGUAUGGAUGCGAUUUUCUAGUUGAUGACAAAUUUAAGAUCUCAUUACUUGAAUUCAAUUGCAAUCCAGCGCUACAUACAAACUGUGAUAUUUUGAAGGAAGUUAUACCUGGAAUUGUUACUGAAAGCCUAAAACUGGCAUUGGAGAUAUUCAACAAAUCCAAAGCGAAAGAACGAAUUAUGCCUCUCACUUCACAAGAGAGAGUAAUUCUUCUUUAUAAUGGUGAUUUGAUUGAAGCAGAGGAACGAAGAGAAAAACUUCGAUCGGCUGCUGAAGCAAGAAAAAGAGCACGAAGCGCUCAGAGAAGAAAAAAAUUUAUGGCAAAUUUUAAUAUGCGAUAUGCAUAUGGAGGCAGAAGAGGUUCAGAUGGUGAAGGUGAAACGAAUACGAACCCAACAACAAAUGUAACAAAUACGACAACAUCCACGACAAAUGUCACCUCAAGACUCGCAAAUCCAAAACAAUCUCUGAGCACCGAAAGUAUCUUGUCCGUGACGACAGCGUCACAACUUGCAACUUAUCACGUUUCUGGUUCACGAUCGCAAACAUCACUUUCGACAACUUCGAGUAAUCCGGCACUCUCACAAAGUCCUCCUAGAGUCGUACAAUCUCGAAGUUUACCAAACGUGUCGCAGAAAAAGCCGUUUUACGCUGGAGGAAGUGUAUCUUCUCGUCCAUUCUCAGCUCCACGAUUUCAACGAAAAGCAAACGAUUCUCGAAAAUCAAAUAAUAAUAAUUCGGUAACGCAAAAUAAAACCACAAAUGUCACCUCGACAGCGAACGCUGAAGACAGUCUCGUCACAGAAGAAUCUAUAGCAGCGUCUUUGGAUGCUAAACUCCAUGUUUAUAGAAAAACGAUUUCUACUAACACAAAACAUGAUGAAAAACGAAAAGAAAAAUCUCCAGAAAUGGAUAAAAAUGAAAAAGAUUCUCAGCAAACUAGAGGACGAGCGAGAGAAAGAUACAGGUACAAUGCUAUGAUAACAAAGGAAAAGAGAGACAACAGUUCUCCGAAAAGACAAGAAAGAUGUGAUUAUUCUGAUGAUAGUGAUCAAGAAAAGACUGUUGCAAUGAGCAAGAAGUUACUUGAAGCAAUGUCUCCUUCAUCAUUGUCAGCCAUGCAAGCACCUUCUGCUAAACUACCAUUGAAUUAUCAUAAUAAAGUACCAAUGGAUAACGAAUUUUCAAAGAAAUAUUUAGCUGGGAUUGCAAAUGCGAAGAAGGGACAAAACAAGAUAGCAAAAAAUAAUACAACAAUGAAAAAUGCUGUUUUUAAGACUCCACUGCCGUCAGCUCUGCCAUUUCAUUCUCGAGACACAGGCUCAUACUUUCUACCUUCAAGCGAGCAGAUUAUACAGCAACAAAAGGUGCAAUAUCGUACACCAACAACAGUACGAGUUCGUCAGACAUUACAAGCAACAACAUGUACUUUAGAAAUUGGUCCGAAUCAAGAAGAGGGCUUGUAGCCAUUCCAACAACAGCAACUACUACUCCUCUUGUCCAAACACAGAGAACUCAGACAACAAAAAACAAUCAAAUUACAAAAUUACGAAUGAUAAAUGCUACUGCAGCAUUAUAUCUCCAUCAUUAGAAUUAGAAGAUAAUCCUACAUUACCAGGUGUGAGAAUAAACCUAGAUGAACCACAACUCCAAGUUCAGUCAUCAGCGCAUAAUGGCUUUUGCUGAUUCCAGUGAACCAAAGUCAAAAGCAACUUGUGUUGAUUCAUCAACGCAACACCUGUAUCAAAUUCUAGUUUAUCUUCUGAAGAAAAAGUUAUCUGGAGACUUCGGACAAGAAUUGGUGCUAAUAACAAUAAUGUUCGACAUUCAAAUCGUUCCUCAAUGCCAAGUAAUGAAAUGUCAACAAAAUCUUUAGCAAAUUUUCCAUCAUCUAUGACCGGAAUUAAAACUUAUAAUAAUCAAUUAAGUCCAAG